UGCCGAGUCAUCGUGUGGGCGGGGCGCCGCGCUGGAAAACAGAUGCCAUGUUGACUGCGUAGAGAUGAAGACGUGCGGAACAUUAUGGAGAGAGAUUUCUGCUGUUUAACAGACACAGACGAGCUGCGGAGCUUCAUCUCACACUCCGAGAGGACCAAGACGCUGUUUGAGGAGAUCCGCGCCUCCAUCAACAAUAACGCGGAGGGCGAGCGAUGGUUCUGGCGGCCUGUUCUGCCCUGGGGCGGCGUGUUCCCCAUCAGAGCGGGACGGAAGGCCAUCGCCAGCACGCCACUGUACGUUCAGAUCAGCCUGAAGAACACCUGCACCAUCGACGGCUUCCUCAUGCUGCUCUACGUCAUCCUGAGAGACAACCGCAGCUUCCCCCGAGAGGUGGCGCCGUUCCUGGGCAAGCGCUUCGUGGAGCACUUCCUGUUCCUGAUGGACUCGUGCGACUACACCACGGUGAAGAUGCUGUGGAUCUGGGACCGCAUGUCCAAGCGGCAGUACCGCUCUGAAGUGCACCACACGGCGCUGGAGAUCGACCUCUUCGGCAAUGAGCACGAGAACUUCACCAAGAACCUGGAGAACCUGAUGUCCAGCGCACAGGAAAGCUGGUGCUCCAACGAGAACUGCCUGGCCCGCUUCCAGGAGCACCUGCAGAAGACCAUCAGUGUCAAUCCUCCUCAUGAGCUUCCAGAUAAAGAUCCCAUUCAGUCAGCGGUGGACGAGUUCUUCUGCCCGCGGCUGGAGCCAUGCGAAGAGUUCGGAUGUGACGGUCUCAGAGAGUUCAGUCAGAGGCUCUUCUGUCACGGCCCGCCGCCCUUCGUCAUCCUCAACAUGCAGAUGUGGCAGUCGGAGGAUCUGUCUUACGUGCCGUUUCACCUGGAGCUCUCUGAUCAACGGUAUUCGCUGGAGGGCGCGACACUCUUCAACAGAGACGAGCAUCAUUAUUCCGCAGCCUUCCAGAUCGACGGAUACUGGAUGCAUUACGACGGCCUGCGGAGGAACCUGGUGCUGCUGAACAAACCGCCCGAGUUCCUGCUGCUGUCCUCGCUGGUCUACAUCCGGACCACAGACAGAUGAGACGCCUCCACAGCUCCUCCUGCAGUCCGAAGGCGCUUUUCACUGCCAGUUUUGCACUUCCAUGUGGUUUUGUGGACAAUAAAUCAAUCGAUGUCUUCUUCAAGAAUGAACUAUUUUUGUGCGACAUUUUAUACUCUUGUAUUUGAUUGAUUUUUGUAAUUUUCUAAGCGAUUCUCUGGUGUGUUUUCGGCGGUGCUUGGAAUCCAAGAAUCUGUACAUGGACUAUAAUAGUUCUGGGGCGCUUCGAGUAAGAAGCAAAACCCUUAUUUUACAGAAACAUUUAUGCAACUCAAAUCUGAAUUCAGAUCAAUCAGAAAAUCUCAGUGUUUCACGUCUGCCAUCCACAUUAAUACAGACAGAAAAACUAUUUUCUCAGUACGUGAUCUGAUCAGGUCCCAAAUACAUGAAUUCACACUGAACUGCUGCUGAUGAUUCGGUUUCAUGUACAAAUCGGAUUUCAUGGAAACUGCUUUUUUAAAUCAAGAUCACACUUCUUAAUCUUUAUUACUUUCAGCUGUCAUGAGCAGACACACUAGUCUUUAGUUUAAUAGGUUUAGCUUCCUGAAGCAUGACAGUAAUCGACUCCAGAGUACGAGUGAAUAUAAUAAUCAGUGCGCAUUACUUUUAUAAUCAGUAUCAAAAACUAUUCAGAUAUUGUAUCUGCUGUUACAAAUAAAUCUAUUUGUUUCUAA
Megalobrama amblycephala (Wuchang bream) is the source of this 1775-nucleotide messenger RNA. RefSeq names its product linkage group 5 C14orf28 homolog (gene dorip1). The record is from RefSeq and is a predicted model, not a curated record. NCBI's taxonomy places the organism in Eukaryota, Metazoa, Chordata, Actinopteri, Cypriniformes, Xenocyprididae.